Molecule: messenger RNA, 392 nt
Organism: Oppiella nova
Lineage: Eukaryota; Metazoa; Arthropoda; Arachnida; Sarcoptiformes; Oppiidae
Source: the annotation of a GenBank genome assembly
CAGUGGUAUUAAUCCUGAUUACGACGCCAUCGCUAAGACGUGUCACGCGUUUCGUAAUUAUAAGGAUAGUAUGGACUCGUGGGCCAGUAUUGACGAGAUUAUCCAAUAUUACGGUCAAUACAACGAUCUAUUCAUUAAACACAGCGGACCGGGACAUUGGGCUGAUCCGGAUGAGCUAUCAAUAGGCAACUCCGGGCUGUCGUGGCAUCAAAGUCGUACUCAAAUGGCGAUGUGGUGUAUGUGGUCGUCACCACUACUCAUGUCCACUGAUUUAAGACAAUUGAAACCGGAAUUCAAAGCAAUUCUGCAAAACAAGGCACUGAUUGCUGUGAAUCAAGACAAACACGGAAUCCUCGCUAAGAGAGUGAUUGGCGUAAGGAUUCAUUAAAAAC